AUGUGGCAGGUCAGUGGCCGCUCCCUGUGCCGGGCCAGUUCCCGUGCCUGGCAGAGGCGGCUGCCCUGGCCCGGCCCCGCGCCUGCAGCCCCCCGGAGCCGCGGCCCCGCGUGGAGCCCCGGGACAGCCCCCGCCCAGGGGCUCUCCUCCAUGGCCCCCUCCAUCCGCCUGUCGCCCGCCGCCCGCAGCCUCUUCGAUGAGCCGCUGGCCAUCGCCGUGCAGGGCCUCGGCCCGCGGCAGCAGGUCACUCUGCGGACGUCCUUGCGGGACGAGACCGGAGAGCUCUUCCAGGCCAGUGCCCUCUACCAGGCGGGCGACGACGGCGAGCUGGACCUCGCCCGCUGUCCUGCGCUGCCGGGAGGCAGCUUCUCCGGCCUGGAGCCCAUGGGGCUGCUCUGGGCUUUGCAGCCCCAGAAGCCUUUUUGGCGGCUGGUAAAGCGGGACGUGCAGAGCCCCUUCCUCCUGCAGCUGGAGGUGUUCGAGGGCCACGGGGAGCGCCCCGGGCGGCUCCUGGCCCAGGCGCAGCACGAGCGGGCGUUCCUGCGGGACGGGGUGCGCAGAGUCCCGGUGCGAGAAGGGAGGAUCCGGGCGACGCUUUUCCUGCCCCCCGGAGAAGACACCUUUCCAGGGGUCAUUGAUAUACAUGGACUUGGAGGAGGUCUUUUUGAGCCCAGGGCAAGCCUGCUGGCCAAUCAUGGCUUUGCCACACUCGCCCUGGCUUAUUAUCAAUUUGAGGAUCUGCCCCAGGAACCAAAGGAACUCCACCUGGAAUAUUUUGAAGAGGCAGUGAACUAUAUGCUGCAGCACCCACAGGUGAAGGGUCCAGGUGUUGGCCUGCUCGGUUUCUCCAAAGGAGGUGAAGUGUCCCUUGCCAUGGCUGCCUUCCUGAAGAACAUCAUGGCUGUUGCUUCCAUGAAUGCCCCUGUUGCUGCUACAUGUAUUCCUUUCUCUUACAAGGAUAAAAUCAUCCCCACUGUGACCUUAUAUGAACACAAAGCCAAGGCCACCAAUUCCAAAUUUCUUGAUUAUUCUGAUGUCAUUGAUGAUCCUUUUCAAGCCCCUGGCAACCAAAGCCGGAUCCCACUAGAGAAAGCUGAGGCACAGUUUCUGUUCAUGGUGGGCCAAGAUGACCGUGUGGUCAAAAGUGAAUAUUAUGCUACUGAAGUCUGCAAGCUUCUGCAGGCUCAAGGGAAGGAAAAUUUUCAGAUGCUCUCCUGCCCUGGAACAGGGCACUGCAUAGACCCACCCUUUUUCCCUUUGUACCCCAUAGGAAGCCACCCUGUUUUUCACAAGCGAGCAGUCCUGGGUGGGGAGCUCAGGGCUUAUUCUAAAGCUCAGGUUCAUGCUUGGUCACAAAUCCAGGCAUUUUUCAAAAAGUAUUUAAUUGUUAACUAAUGUGCAACAAAUAAUGUGCAAGCAACACACAAUUUUGAACAACCAGAUCUGAUAAAUUCUGCUACAUUUAUCAGGUCAACCCUUGUCACAGCUGUACCAGUACAACUACAGUAUAUUUCAUUAUUUUGCACAUCCAUAACACAGAAAAUAAUUGGGUUUGCCUUUUCUGUUCCUCUCUCAACCUUUUUGCUCAAGUGUCCAGAAAAGGAAUGGUGUUUUUUGCAUCAGUCUUUGAUGAAACAGGUCAUGUGCAAAAUGCGCAGUUAUGUUUCUUGGGUGGUUUCUAUUCCUCUAAUACUUGACAGUGCUUUCCAUGUCACUGUGGUCUCUACAUGCAUAUGCUAUCCUCAGGUCAUACUAAUUGUCUCUAAUGACAAUUUUGGAGCAGCGAUUUCACUGCUCUUCUGGUGACUGUGUCAUUGCAAUGGAAACGUGUCUGACUUCUGUGCGGCUGGAAGUGUGUAAGAAUGGCUGCUGUGGCCAGGAUACUGGGCUGUCUCUGGUUAAGCCUUGGAAAAGG
This is a messenger RNA of Motacilla alba alba, 1915 nucleotides long. RefSeq names its product acyl-coenzyme A thioesterase 5-like. The record is from RefSeq and is a predicted model, not a curated record. The transcript has 3 exons. Bases 1 to 1395 code for a protein of 464 amino acids. Gene Ontology annotation, biological process: fatty acid metabolic process; acyl-CoA metabolic process. Gene Ontology annotation, molecular function: fatty acyl-CoA hydrolase activity. Lineage: Eukaryota; Metazoa; Chordata; Aves; Passeriformes; Motacillidae.